AUGACGAAACAGGAUGACGGCCUUUUUCUCCUGGAAGCGUUAGUUGAUAAAGUCGUAUUUGUAAAAAGUCCAUGUUUCUCGGAUAAAGAUUUCAGAACAUGCGUGAAUAUUGAAUGUUUAAGCAUAGAACCUUUAGAAAUUUGUGAUGAUGAUCCAGGCGCUUGUACUUCCAAAAGUAUGGGCCCUUUUGUAAAAAAUUUCAAUAGUGGAAAAUCAUGCCUAUUUUCUCUAAAGGAAUCUGAUAUAACUAAUGCUAUGAGUAAAUUUCCCAUUAAAGUAAGUAUUUAUAAGUCUUUGCCGUGUGGAUGCCUGCCGACCAAAAUUGUAAUGGGAGAAACGACUAUAGAUAUGACAAAAGAAUUUGUAGAAGCUCGCAAGAACUUUUUGGCGGAUCCCAAUAAUGUGAGCUAUCAAGCGCUGAAAGAUUCUUUUCGCAUCUUUGGUCCUGAUGGUACAGAAACGGGAGAGAUAGUUAUGUUCCUACGUAUAUCUUGCUUUGGAAAAUUAAUUAUCACUCGCUUCCAAGGAGGAGGUCCGCCAGCUCUAAGUGCUGGUGGUGGUAGUUCUAUUGUUGAUCGGUCGUGUAACCCUCAAAGGGACUUUCAAACCAACAAAGACCCUUGCGCUUGUGGCGCUGCUAGAGGAAAUGCAGGAACUGAAGCUGCAGGCGGAAAAGGAAGCGCCACAUGCACUAUGGGUGGAGGAACUGGAAAAGGGACCAAUGGAGUUUGCCCGCCAGCACGUGAUCCAUACAAUAUAAUGCCAUGUCAAGAUCCAGAUGAUCCUUGUUAUUGUACUGGUCCCAAACCAUCGCCCAAAGAGCAAAUGGCUUGCAGGAAUACAGAUCAAUAUUGUCUGCAUAUACCGAAAGGUCGCAGUAAGCAAUUUGAAGAAAUAGGCACGAAUCUUGGUGGCAAUGAACUAAAGAUCAAAGUGCCAGCUUCUGCGUCUAUCGUUAAGAAGAUUAGUCAAACUCAUUGCGCUAUGUCAUAUCCUUAUGCUAAAGGGGUAGAUGGUGGACCAUGUGAACCACCAUGUGGAAAAAAUCAAAUAAGUUUAGCUCUACCUAAUGAAGAUAUCUGCUGCCAAGGAGCACGCCUUGCAGACACUCAGUUUACAUGUACAACAGAAGGUUGUACUCAAGCAUCUAAGCAUGGACAGCAAUCAGCCUUGGCUCGUGGUGAUAUAAAAAAUGAUGCACCUGGCAAUAAAAAUACUUUUGUAUUAAAAGUAGCAAAAACAGCUAUGCAAGGUGAUAGAAAAUGUAAACUAGAAGUUGAGCUUGUGACACCAAAAGGACCAGAUAAAAUUCCACCAGUUGAAAAAGUUAACACAAGAUUACAAUCUGAUCUUGACUAUUGCUGUCCAACUGGGAACAAGGUGAUAUUCCAAAUGCCAUCGGACACAUGUGGCAUGAACCAUAAACAACGUGUUUAUUUUAAUAUGAAUUCUGAUGGAGUAGGUGACAUGGCAAGGGACGAACCAGGUCAACUCAUGCCUUCAAAUGCUGAGGGUUACCCUGGAGUUAUCUACGAUUUCCCUGAUCAAGUGAUAAAAUUAAGAGUUGGGAAAACUAUUGAGAUGCCAGGUGACUUGCCGAACACGCCGUAUACACAAGAAAUAACUGCAGAGCUGAAGUUAAAUGUGAUGGCGACUAUGCAAAAGGACUGCAUUGAUAUGGAUGAAAUGGUAUUAACAGGAUACAAUAAAAGAAAAUAUUUUGAAAAUUUUAGUAAACACAAUAAACGCUCCUCUGAAUCUUAUAUGGCAUAUGAAAAAUAUUCGACAUUUACAAACUACUACAAAAAGCCUAGAAAACAUAGUAUCUCAUUCUUCAAUAAAGUUAAUUCUACGUUAAAUUCUCGCAAAACUAAGAAUGAAAACGAAAUUCUCCAACCUGAAAAAGACGUUAUUUUUGGAACAAAAGAAACCGCAGUUUACAUGACUCUUUAUGACGAUUUAUUUUACAAUCGUACAUUAAGGACUCAAUCUACAGCCGGAACACAAGCUACCGCAUCAAUUAAUAAAUGUUUACAAAUACAAUUUGAAAGUAAUAACAAUGAACCAAGCAUUAAAAAUUCUAACUCUUGUAGUUAUUAUUCAUCUUGCACAAUGACAACUUUGCCAUAUUAUGAUAAUAAAAAAAUUGACAGAUUGAGAUACUCAGAUGUUUAUUUCUUUGGGCGUAAAAGAGACUCUACAAGUUCAGAAAAAAUGGAGAUGGGAAAAAAAGGAAAACAUCAAAGAUCAGGACAGACAAAUUCUAUGACCGUACAAACUAAUAAAGUAACUGGUGCAUCUACAGGAACAUGUACAAAAACAGUCUCAAUUAAAGAUGAAAAAACUUGUAAUGAAAAUACAUGUCCAGCAAUAGCGCAGCCUGCAAAAGGGGAAAUGGUAGCCACAGUAUCACACAUUAAACUUGGGCCAAGGGAACCUUGUCCAAUACAUGGUAGAGAUCCAUGUCAAGGACCUAAAUGUAUUGUGGCAUCAUCUGGUGAAGAAAAAGCUCCAGUUAAAGUUACAACUUUGAGUAAUCCAAGACGAGGGGUAUUUGAACUUGUCAUUCGUAGGAUAACAGGAGCACCUUUAGCUAAGAAUGAACUGAUGCUCGAGUGGACACCUCCACCGUGUCAACCAUCCUGCGGACAACCCUGUAUAUUACCCUGUUCACCGGUAGUGCCAUCAUGCUAUCCUACAAAAUGUAAAAUGAUCCUUUUGCUGCAAAAAACAUUGUGGAAGGCCUUGUCGGCCUUGCAAGCCACGGAGACCUUGUCCACCGUCACCUUGCAAACCUUGCUCACCAUGCAGACCAUGUAA
This is a messenger RNA of Diatraea saccharalis (sugarcane borer), 2820 nucleotides long. NCBI's taxonomy places the organism in Eukaryota, Metazoa, Arthropoda, Insecta, Lepidoptera, Crambidae. The record is from the annotation of a GenBank genome assembly.